AGAAAGCCAAAGUGGCAUUCUGCUCUUCUUACCUUACCCUAGUUCCUCUCUCUGGGGACAACAUGGGGCUGCCCCUUAGCUUUCUGCAUAACCCAGUGUAAUUAUCGCCAAUGGCAGGAAUGUGUUGUACAGCCACUGCAGAGAGUCAAAAAACUUACCUGCAGGAGACACUGGUGGUAAUGCACAGGGACGCUAGACUUCUGCUGCGUGAUCAUCUUGCCGACACACAGAAUGCAACACCUUAAUACGGAACUUGGAAUCUUGGGAACCUAAGCCUUCACUUUUAAAGAAAAAAACAGCGACACCAUGUCGGUUAUAUAUAGCGAGGUGGCUGCAGAUGAGCCUACAACCAGCAGCUUCUGGAUGCCCAAUCACUAUCACAGCACAGUGAAACGUUUGGAUGAUGGCUAUCGUGUCUGUGACCAGAUUGUUACCUGCUUCCAAGAGCGUGCAAAGAUCGAACGCAGCUAUGCCUUACAGAUGGAGGAGUGGACUCGCAAGUGGCGGCCCCUCGUGGAUGCAAGUCCGUUGUACGGCUCCCUGCUCCGGGCCUGGCAAGCGUUCUUAGGGGCUUCCGAGCGGCUGAGCCGACUGCACAUGGAGAUGCAACGGGCCUUGGUCUCGGAGGAUGCCGGGCGCAUCCGGGCGUGGCAACGCGACUCCUAUCACCGCAAGCUGUUUGGGGGCUUCAAGGAGGCCUGUGAGCUGGAAAGUGGCUUCCAGCGGGCUCAGAAACCCUGGACCAAGAAGCUCAAGAAGGUCGAGAAGAACAAAUCCUUGUACUACAAGGCCUGCCGCAAAGAGCACAUUGCAGCCCUACGGGAGAGCGGAGUUCAGACGGCCGCGGGGCCUGAGGUGCCCCCUGACCGGCAACGUGCCCUGCGAGAUGAACAUCAACGGUGCAGCCAGGACGCCAACAAGGUGCGUGAGCGUUACGAGAAGGCCCUGCAAGAGCUCGAUCGCUGUAGCCCACGCUACAUGGAGGAAAUGGAGUCGGUUUUUGAGCAGGGGCAGGCGCUAGAGCAGAGACGCAUCAUCUUCCUUAAGGGGGCCUUCCUUGCCCUGCAUCGACGCCUCGAUGUCACUGCUGACCCCAGUAUCCGAGCUGUUUAUACUGACUUGCACCAAGCUAUUGAGGACAUAAAUGACCAGGAUGACCUCAAAUGGUGGCGUAAUCGACAUGGACCAGGGAUGCCCAUGAACUGGCCACAGUUUGAGAGUUGGAACCCUGACCAGGAACGACCACAGGUGAAAGCCAAGAAAACCAAAGAACCAGAGAAAGCGACGCUCCGCAGUAUCACUCCUUCCCAGAGCAGUGCAAAGCCAGUGCCUGUUUCCGUGUCAGGCCAGCGGGUCCGUGCUGUGUACGACUAUAUUGGCCAAGAGGCGGAUGAGCUUAGCUUCAAGGCAGGGGAGCUGCUUACCAAGGUGGAAGAUGAGGACGAGCAAGGCUGGUGCAAGGGGGUGACCGACAGUGGCCGCGUGGGGCUCUACCCUGCCAACUAUGUGGAGCCCAUACAGGACUAGCCAGAAGGGUCAGGAAUGGUAGGGUGAUAGGUUGGGGUCACACACUCAGACACCAAUAUUAAGGCUAUGUUUAUUCCGCAUUUCUGAGAUCACACCACGCAAACACAGAAUGGCGUGAAACUCUGCUUCCUUCCAGUUUUAUUAAGUAUGUUUCUAGUCCCUAUGGCUGCAAUAUUAACUUUGAAAAUGUGUGGGUGGUGCCUGGUGAAAUCUCAGAAGCCAGGAUGGGUUAGUAGGUAGGGCUGAGAAUAAAUUCAAGCGGAUGGGGGCUUCAGAGAUCUGCACAGCUUCUUGCCCCUCUCUCAAGCUAGCUGUAGAAUAAAUUAUGGAAAACAAGCCAA
Messenger RNA from Hemicordylus capensis (graceful crag lizard), 1868 nucleotides. Its product is annotated as protein kinase C and casein kinase substrate in neurons protein 2-like. Gene Ontology annotation, cellular component: cytoplasm; plasma membrane; endosome. The coding region runs from base 307 to 1527 and encodes 406 amino acids. Gene Ontology annotation, molecular function: phospholipid binding; protein binding. Gene Ontology annotation, biological process: regulation of endocytosis; plasma membrane tubulation; cytoskeleton organization. NCBI's taxonomy places the organism in Eukaryota, Metazoa, Chordata, Lepidosauria, Squamata, Cordylidae. The record is from RefSeq and is a predicted model, not a curated record. The transcript has 10 exons.